AUCUUUCAACUUCCACUAAUUCACUAAAAGAAAAAAAAAAAAAAUCCUUACUUUAAUUUGCAUAUACUAUGAGCUUCUUCAAAGAGCACUUGGCAUCAAUGACUCGGUGUUUGGUUUUGGCCAUUGCCCUCUGCAUGGCUGUGGCCUCAGGAGCAUCAAAUAGCUCAGCUGAUGAGGUUGCUCUAUUGACAUUGAAAGCGGCAAUUACGUCUGAUCCCUUUCGCAUCUUCUCCAACAACUGGUCUCAUCAUACUCCAUACUGCGAUUGGAUUGGUGUCACUUGUAGCGGUAGGCACCAAAGAGUGACCCAAUUGAAUCUCUUCAAUAUGGGUCUCAACGGCACCAUUCCUGAGGAGAUUGGUGGCCUCUCAUUCCUUAAAACUUUCAACAUCAGCAGCAAUAGUUUCCAUGGCCAUAUCCCAAAAAGCAUUGGAUUCUUGACCAAACUCCAGAGUUUGGACCUGUCCUACAACGAUCUCACUGGAAACAUCCCCGCAACUAUAUACAACAUUUCUUCUUUGCGAUUUGUAGUCAUGGAAUACAAUAGUCUCUCAGGGAUGCUCCCAGGAGGCAUUUGUGAUAACUGCAGGCAGCUACAAGGCUUGUCUCUUAGAUCAAAUCGAUUGAGUGGUCAGAUUCCAUCAAGUAUAUACAAAUGUGCGGAACUAAGAGUUUUGAGUUUAGGAGAGAAUGAAUUCCAUGGAAGCAUACCACCUGAAAUUGGCAACUUUUCCAAGCUCGAGUGGUUACUGCUAAAUGGUAACAAUUUGACAGGAGAUUUGCCUUGGACAAUCUUCAAUAUUUCAUCUUUAAUAGUACUCAACCUUCAGUUGAAUGAACUCUCUGGAAUUCUUCCAAAUGACCCCUGUUAUCUCCUUCCACAAUUGGAGAUGCUGGCUAUUGCCGUAAACCAUAUUCAUGGAGAAAUCCCUCAAGCUCUAUCCAGUUGCAGGAGACUUGAAAUACUUGCCAUGUCUGGCAGUCAACUCUCCGGAAGAUUCCCUACUCAAAUCUGCAACAUAUCAUCUCUUCAGAGGCUUUAUCUUGCAGGGAUGAACUUGACAGGAAACCUACCAAAUGAAAUUGGGAAGUUGUCAAGGCUUAGAGAUUUGAGAGUUUUUGAUAACCGGUUGACAGGUAUGAUACCUCCUUCAAUUGGAAAUCUUUCGGCUUUGGAGAUUUUUGUUGUUGCAGACAACAAUUUGGAUGGUAAUAUUCCCCUAGAGUUUGGAAAGCUUUCAAGUCUUCAACAACUGUCACUUCGAUCAAAUAAUUUUAGUGGCAAUAUACCAUCCUCAAUUUUCAACAAUAUCUCUGGAUUACAGUUUAUUGAGAUGUCAUUUAAUAAACUUUCUGGCAAUCUUCACCAAAGCCUAAGAAAUUGGAUGUCCCCAAGUCUCAUAGAAGUUUAUAUCCAAUUUAACCUAUUCACCGGAAGCAUUCCAAGCUCCAUAUCAAAUGCCUCCCAACUCGAACGCCUUGAUCUUGGGCAUAACAUAUUAAGUGGCCAUGUACCUUUGGUAGUUGAAAAUUUGCACCAACUUCAAUAUUUUGCCAUAGAAAACAACCAAAUCACAAAUGAUCCAUCAGCCAAUGAUCUAAGCCUACUCACUUCAUUGUUGAAAUGCAAGGAUUUGCAUACAAUUAUUUUGACUGCUAAUCCGCUCAACACAGUUCUUCCCAACUUGUUAGACGUAGGCAAUAGUACGUCUUUGCCACUGAAAAUCUUGUAUGGUGAUUAUUGUCAAUUUAGAGGCAGGAUUCCAAGUGGAAUUAGCAACUUUAGUAGCUUGUAUGAUUUGGAUUUGGGUAACAACUUGCUCGUAGGUUCGUUUCCUAAAACAUUGGGACGUUUGCAGAGGUUACAAGGUUUAAAGCUUGGUAAUAAUGAACUUGAGGGUUCACUACCAAAAACUUUGUGUUAUUUGAAUGACUUAUCUGAAAUGAAUCUUGGAAUGAAUGAGUUCUCGGGGAAAAUACCAAGCUGUUUAGGUAAUGUAUCUUCUUUGAGGAAAAUAUAUUUAGGUUACAAUUUAUUUACAUCUGCAAUACCACUUGGGUUCUGGAACAACAAGGAUGUCUUGGAGCUGGACUUGUCCUACAAUUCUCUUAGUGCUCCCCUGUCUCCUGAAAUUGGUAGUUUGCACAGCAUUGUAACAUUAGAUUUGUCAGGCAACCAAUUUUCAGGAGAAAUUCCCGACGCCAUUGGCCAACUCCAGAAUUUGAUUACUCUUUCUCUAUCAUCAAAUAGGCUUCGUGGUCCUAUUCCUCAAUCAUUUGGUAGUCUGUUAAGCUUGCAACAGUUAGAUUUAUCUAACAACAGCCUCUCGGGUGGUAUUCCAAAGUCGAUGGAGAAGCUCAAGUAUCUCGUGUACUUGAACAUGUCUUUCAAUGAACUUAGUGGUAAAAUUCCAGAUGAUGGACCAUUUGCAAAAUUUAGCAUGGAAUCAUUCAUGGGCAACAAGGAAUUAUGUGGAGCUUCUAGGUUCCAUGUCAUGCCAUGCAAAGAAGGUAAAGAAAAACCGAGAAACACUGCCAUAUUUCACAAGUAUGUUUUGCCAUCUCUUGUAUCAGUGGUUGUUGUUGUUGCUAUUCUAUUGGUUUUGUCGCUUACGUUUUGGAAGAGAAAUAAACGAAGGGCACCCCAAGUUGAGAAUUCACUUGAUGUUGCCCUCAAGAGGAUUUCAUACUAUGAAAUCCUUGGUGCUACAGAAGACUUUGAUGAGAGCAACUUGAUUGGGAGGGGGAGUUUUAGCUCAGUGUUCAAGGGCACUUUUGUUGAUGGGGUGAUUGCUGCUAUAAAAGUCUUCAAUUUGGAUGUGCAAGAUUCAGUCAGGAGCUUUGAUGUAGAGUGUCAAGUGCUAAGGAAUAUUCGGCAUAGAAAUCUUGUCAAAGUAAUAACCAGUUGUUCCAACCUCGACUUCAGAGCUUUGAUUUUAGAGUAUAUGCCCAACGGGAACCUGGACAAAUGGCUCUAUUCACAUAAUUAUUUCCUAGAUAUUUAUCAGAGGCUAGGAAUAAUGAUGGACGUUGCGAAUGCGCUCGAGUACUUGCAUCAUGGCCAUUCUUUUCCAGUGGUUCAUUGUGAUUUGAAGCCUGGUAACAUUCUUUUAGAUGAAAACAUGGUUGCACAUGUUGGUGACUUUGGUAUAGCUAAGCUACUGGACAGAGAUAAGGCCACUAAACAGACAAAAACCAUGGGCACAGUUGGAUACAUGGCUCCAGAGUAUGGUUCUGCCGGAAUAGUAUCUAGCAUGGGAGAUGUAUAUAGUUUUGGGAUUCUACUAAUGGAAGUAAUCACGAGAAGGAAGCCCACAGAUGAGAUGUUCUAUGGAGACUUCACCAUAAAGAAAUGGGUGUCUGAUUCAUUGGCUAAUGCAAUAAUGGAGAUCGUUGACUCUAAUUUAGUGACAAGAGAAGAAGGUGCAGGGCAAGAAAUAGAGGAGUGCUUCUUGAUGGUGAUGGAAUUAGCUAUGGAAUGCACAUAUGAUUUUCCAGAGGAUAGGAUUAGCAUGGAAGAUGUCAUAGUGAGACUCAAGCAUGCGCUGCACAAAUUCAACCAAAAUGUCUCCAUUGGUUUAGUAAUAAAUUAGUUUGCCAUCUAUUUUAGAUAACAAGAGAAAUUCACAGACACUAUUCAAGAAAAUGCACUGUUUAAAUCCUGUUUUAUGACCCUAAUUGACAAAGGAUUACAAUGAGGUAAAUUAGUCUGUUUCCGAUUGACACGUAGCUCAAUAAUGGCAUAUUUUAUCCUAUUUUGAUGUUAGACGAAUAUUAUUAUUUCCGUGGUGUAUGCAGAAAGCUAAUUAAUAAGCAAAAACUUUUUCAUA
Messenger RNA from Ipomoea nil (Japanese morning glory), 3830 nucleotides. Its product is annotated as LRR receptor-like serine/threonine-protein kinase EFR. Lineage: Eukaryota; Viridiplantae; Streptophyta; Magnoliopsida; Solanales; Convolvulaceae. Bases 69 to 3593 code for a protein of 1174 amino acids. Gene Ontology annotation, biological process: protein phosphorylation. Gene Ontology annotation, molecular function: protein kinase activity; receptor serine/threonine kinase binding; ATP binding. The record is from RefSeq and is a predicted model, not a curated record. The transcript is spliced from 5 exons.